Molecule: messenger RNA, 734 nt
Organism: Tetranychus urticae (two-spotted spider mite)
Lineage: Eukaryota; Metazoa; Arthropoda; Arachnida; Trombidiformes; Tetranychidae
Product: chymotrypsin-1-like
Biological process (GO): proteolysis
Molecular function (GO): serine-type endopeptidase activity
Source: RefSeq, a predicted model, not a curated record
ACUUUGACCUUGAUUUUCUCAAAAACUGUUGAUCACAGAGAAAAAAUUCAUUCAUAAAAAGUAUCUUCACUUUAGCCCCUAUCGAGAUACGAAGUCUGAGAGCUUAACUCAAAAUCGUGAUUUUCCGACCAUAGUCCUUUGUCAAUCUUAAUUGAAAUUAAGAAUAAAGGGAAAUCCCUUACAUUGUUUUUUUCCAUAGCAAACACAUGGACACUAAUUAAGAAUCAUCUGUUUUCGAUUGAUUUUAGCUAUAAAAGAAUCAGCUACUACCGAAUUUUAAUCACUCAAGCAAAAGCUAAAGAAUCAUCAACAGUUUCAUUUAAAGUAUCAAUAAAAAUCCUAAUCACUCAACUGUUACAAUGAAUUUAACUUUGUUUGCUUCCAUCUUCGCCCUUUUAAUCAAUCAGUCCUUCGCAUGUGACUGUGGUCGGCCUGAUUACACAAUGAUGGGAAGAUCAAAAGGCUUGUUGAGUCGAUUCCCUUGGUAUGUGGUUAUUGAAAAUAAAAAUUUAAAAUCUUGUGGUGCUGCAUUGAUUGAUGAUCAACAUGCUGUUAUUGCUGCUCAUUGCCUUUCCGGUUCAGAUGCAUCAUCACUCGGAGCUCGUUUGAACGAUAACUCAACAAAAUCAAUCGCAUCCAUUUGGGUUGAUGAGCGUUAUAACAACGAGACUGGUGCCUAUGAUUUUGCUGUAUUUCCCCAGUCGGCUCGCAAUUCCAACCCAUUUGUUUGCUAG